Messenger RNA from Helianthus annuus (common sunflower), 567 nucleotides. RefSeq lists its product as uncharacterized. The transcript is spliced from 2 exons. The record is from RefSeq and is a predicted model, not a curated record. Lineage: Eukaryota; Viridiplantae; Streptophyta; Magnoliopsida; Asterales; Asteraceae. Bases 1 to 567 code for a protein of 188 amino acids.
AUGUCAUCCCGCUCUUCAUCCGAUUCAUCAAGCUUUCAAUCUGACGGAAUGAUCGACGAUAUGUUUAUCGUAGUGAAGCAGGAAGCGAUUCAGUAUUUGCGAGAAGAAGUCGAAUCACCUACGACGCGUAACAGACAAGUGCUUCUUGAACGAGAUCGUUUAGGUGCUCAUGAACGUUUAAUGCAAGAUUAUUUUAGUAAAAAAUCAUUGUACGAUGAUGCACAGUUUAGGCGUCGGUUUCGUAUGAGCUGUCGUCUUUUCUUAAAAAUUUCUAAUGAUCUUGCGAGCCAAUAUCUCUUUUUCACACAAAGAGAAAGUGCUAGUCGCAAAAUUGGAUUCUCUGGAAUACAAAAGUGUACUGCUGCAAUCCGCCAACUUGCAUACGACACAACGAGUGAUGCAUGUGACGAAUAUUUAAGGAUGUUGGCUAGAAGUUGUCGUGACUGUCUUAAUAAUUUCUAUGAAGGUGUUAAUUUUCUUUACAAGAGGCGAUAUUUGAGGAUGCCGACCGCUAUCGACGCUCCACUUUUAUACGAGGCCCAUCAACGGAUACACGGUUUCCCGUGA